GGCGCCAAUCACAGGGUCCUGAGGUUGCCGGAUGUCCAGGGCAGCCGGAAGAUGGGGAGGUCUGGACCAGAAUCGACGCAAUGUGGUGCCACUAUGCACUGUUGCGUCGCAGAAGCGGCUGGGCAGCUGUCGGACCCCGAGAGGCCUGAGGCAAGGGUCGCGUUUGGCCCGGAAGGCUGGUAGGUGGUUAGUGGUCCCAGACUCCCGGAAGCGCUUCUUCUCAAUCAGGCUAUGCCACAGGAAGUUAUUACAAUCCUGUUGCAACCUCUAAAGAUGUCCCUAUUCUGCCCAGCAGCCCAACAGCCUUUUUCUGUUUUUCUCUUACUAUGACUUUCCCGUGUUACGCACCACUUCACAGCGCUCUGGGUCGUGAAGGAGCAACUCCACCAUUGCUACCCGGAGGAGUCACUGAGAGUUUGGGAGAGGGAGACGUGGAGAGGAACGCAGAGACCGAAGGGUGAGGUUUCUAGGAACAGAUUUCGAGGCUGCACCCGGUUUAGGAUGGCUGAUAUUUCUCCUCAGUCGGAGCCAGCGACACCGCAAGAAGUCAGUGGCGACUUCAAGAAGCCAUCUCUGCUGGUGCCCCCGGCGGUGCGGGAUAAAGACCCGGCUACCAAUCCCUCAGACCCUGAGGAGGUGAAGAAAGAAAGGCUCACGGCGCGGCGGGACCCCGAUUCUGGGGAGCCCGACGUCCCGCCACCUCUGCUGGACAGCGGGGACACCAGGAGUCCACAGGAGGAGCAGCCACGUCCCCCCACAGCAUCUUCUUCCCCUGGCGGUUCGGCCCGGGCUUCCCCCUACCAAGAGCCGCCAUGGGGUGGCCCAACCACGGCCCCCUACAGCCUAGAGACCCUGAAGGGCGGCACCAUCCUUGGCACCCGUAGCUUGGAAGGGACGAGUUACUGCCUUUUCGGGAGGCUGUCUAGCUGCGACGUGUGUCUGGAGCACCCUUCUGUGUCUCGUUACCAUGCUGUGCUGCAGCACAGGGCGUCCGGCCCAGACAGAGAAUGCGAGGGCCACAGGCCGGGCUUCUACCUCUACGAUCUGGGAAGCACGCAUGGCACUUUUCUCAACAAAACUCGCAUCCCACCCCGCACCUAUUGUCGGGUCCACGUCGGGCAUGUUCUUCGCUUUGGAGGCAGCACCCGGCUCUUCAUCCUGCAGGGACCAGAGGAAGACCGAGAAGCAGAAUCCGAGUUAACGGUGACGCAGUUGAAGGAACUGCGCAAGCAGCAACAAAUGUUGGAGAAGAAGAUGCUAGGAGAAGACUCAGAUGAAGAGAAGGAAAUGGAUACCACUGAAAGGAACAGAAAUACUAGUAGCCAAGAUGAUGAGAUGGGUUGCACCUGGGGAAUGGGAGAAGAUGCUGUAGAGGAAGAGGCUGAAGAGAACCCCAUUGUUUUAGAGUUUCAGCAAGAAAGGGAGGCCUUUUAUAUAAAGGAUCCAAAAAAGGCUCUCCAAGGUUUUUUUGACCGAGAAGGAGAAGAAUUAGAAUAUGAAUUUGAUGAACAGGGACAUAGCACUUGGCUCUGCAGGGUGAGAUUACCUGUGGAUGAUUCGACUGGAAAACAACUGGUGGCUGAGGCCAUUCACUCAGGAAAGAAAAAAGAGGCAAUGAUCCAGUGCUCACUGGAAGCUUGUCGGAUCCUUGAUACUUUGGGAUUGCUGCGGCAGGAAGCAGUAUCUCGGAAAAGGAAAGCCAAGAACUGGGAGGAUGAAGACUUUUAUGACAGUGAUGAUGACACAUUUCUUGAUCGAACUGGCCUGGUUGAGAAGAAGCGUCUGAACCGAAUGAAGAAGGCUGGCAAGAUUGAUGAGAAGCCAGAGACCUUUGAAUCAUUGGUUGCAAAGUUAAAUGAUGCUGAAAGGGAACUCACUGAAAUUUCUGAGAGGCUGAAAGCCUCAAGCAAAGCUCUAUCAGAAUCACCAUCUCAGGAUUCUUUAGAUGCAUUCAUGUCAGAAAUGAAAUCAGGGAGUGCUUUAGAUGGUGUGUCCCGGAAGAAACUUCACCUGAGAACUUUUGAACUGAGGAAAGAACAACAGAGACUUAAAGGGUUAAUAAAAAUUGUAAAGCCAGCAGAGAUUCCAGAACUGAAAAAGACUGAAAGUCAGACUACAGAUGGAGAAAACAAAGCUAAAAAACUCUCAUUGCCUCUCUUUGGUGCCAUGAAAGGAGGAAGCAAAUUCAAAUUAAAAACUGGAACAGUAGGGAAGUUACCCCCCAAGCGUCCAGAACUCCCUCCAACUCUAUUGAGAAUGAAGGAUGAGCCUGAAGUAGAAGAAGAGGAGGAAGAAGAAGAGGAGGAAGAGAAAGAAAAGGAGGAGCAUGAAAAGAAAAAAGUAGAGGAUGGAAGCAGUAGGCCACAGCCAGAGAUAGAGCCAGAAACAGCAGCACAGGAAACGAGGCCUCCCACGGAUCUCACACAUUCUAAAGAAACCCCAACCCACGAAAACAUGACUCAACUCAGCCAGGUGGAACAGAAUAAAGAUUAUCAAGAGAUUAGCAGAACAGCUUCAUCACUUGAGGAACCCUCAGCAUCAAAGAAUGAAUAUGAGAAAAGCAGAGAUGAAUUGAAGAAAAAGAAAGCUUCUGGUCCAGGCAAACUUCCAGCAACACUUUCUUCCAAAUAUCCUGAUGAUGACCCGGACUACUGUGUAUGGGUCCCACCUGAAGGCCAAAGUGGAGAUGGCAGAACCCACCUUAAUGACAAAUAUGGCUAUUGAUUGCUUCAGAAUCCCAAAGGAAGACCUUGUGGACCAUGCAAAUUGGGAUAUUUGGGAUAAUAUAUGAAACUGAAUGGCCAGAGAAGUGAAGAUGAUCAUUUGGAAAAUCUGGUGACUGGCCUUUUCUUCUGUGCUUUUGGCUUCCUAAAUCUAUCUGCUCAUCUGAUUCUUCUGAAUUUGAUAUUUAUGUUUAAAAGUGUUUGUAUAUGUAUGUAAAAAGGGAACCACAUAUUUUGAGAAUUAGUAAAGUGAGGGACAUGACUUCAUGAAAAUGAGAAGG
Molecule: messenger RNA, 3004 nt
Organism: Lemur catta (Ring-tailed lemur)
Lineage: Eukaryota; Metazoa; Chordata; Mammalia; Primates; Lemuridae
Gene: SLC4A1AP
Product: solute carrier family 4 member 1 adaptor protein
Exons: 14
Coding region: 502-2724 (740 amino acids)
Molecular function (GO): mRNA binding; protein binding
Source: RefSeq, a predicted model, not a curated record